Messenger RNA from Aureobasidium uvarum, 219 nucleotides. Lineage: Eukaryota; Fungi; Ascomycota; Dothideomycetes; Dothideales; Saccotheciaceae. The record is from the annotation of a GenBank genome assembly.
AUGGCCCAAGAUACAGAAGUUCCACGCGCCUUUAUUGUGCUUCGUCCUAUAGCCGAUGACUCUCAGGAAAUUGCGGAUGAUAUCCAAGACUACGUCAAGCAGCGCGUGUCAGAUCACAAACAGCUGCGUGGUGGUGUCGUCUUCGUGGAAGCCGUGCCUCGACUACUGUCAGGCAAAGUGUGGCGGGCCAAGCUGAAGGAAAUGGUAGCAAUCCAUUGA